Pseudomassariella vexata is the source of this 1722-nucleotide messenger RNA. RefSeq lists its product as uncharacterized. The record is from RefSeq and is a predicted model, not a curated record. Bases 270 to 1328 code for a protein of 352 amino acids. The transcript has 4 exons. NCBI's taxonomy places the organism in Eukaryota, Fungi, Ascomycota, Sordariomycetes, Amphisphaeriales, Pseudomassariaceae.
CACCAGUGGGCUUCCAAAUGAAUGUAUGGCGCGCCACCUGGCUUAGUCGCCAAGAUGUUUUUGGCCGGCAGGCACUGACUGUCAAGGUCGUCCUUGCCGUGAGCUCGAUUGCUAGACGAUAGCAGAAGCGCAAAAGCUGAACCUCGGUUUUCAUCGAUUGAAACGGCAUUCCUUUCGGCGUAGCCUCAGGAAGACCCAACAGCCGUCCACAUAUCUCCUCCGACCCCUGUCCUGCUGCUGUUUGAAUCUUCUCUAGUGUCUACACCGCCAUGUCGCAACUAUUGCACAGCAUCGCAAAUUGGGCGCAGUCUCCAAAGAAAUCUACAUCACAAUCAGACGACGAAUCCCCGCGCGGACUUAAGCGAAAAGCAAAAGCAGACCCCUACGAUAUGGAUGACGACGAGGAUGCCGCUGAGAAGGCGUCGUCGCCGUCGGGAAAAACUCCUGCAAUGCAGCGCCCCCGGUCGCGCAAUACCCCCGAAGCGCCUGCAUCGAGCUUCAAGAGCCGUUUGAUUGGUGGCAAGAUUAAACGCCGCAGCCGGCCAGCCAAAAAACUGCGCCCAGGGUCAGAGGAAGGUGAAGCUGCUGGCGCAGAUCAUCUUGGAUUGAGUCCGGCGAAGCCUGCUUCCCAGCCCAAUGGUUCUGAUGACAAUGAAGCGCUGAAGUCGAACACUUCUCUGGUUCCAGUGGCCGAUAUGGGUGGCUCUAACCUGCUUGUCAACAACGAGGCUGCAGAAGCGGACACGGAUCUAGCCACCGCCAACAGCGUCAACGCCUCUCUCGAUGCGCCAACCGACAAACCCGCGACGAUGGAAGACGAAGCCGAAAACGAAGAUGACGAUCAAGGCAAGGCCGACGAGCUUGACGAGGAUGUGCACGAAGUCAAGCAGCUCAUGCGACAUCGUUUUGAUAAAAACCAAACCAUCGAGAUUCUCGUCCACUGGGAGGGCGAGACGGAGGAAGAGGCAACGUGGGAACCCGAAGAUGAGAUCCAGCGAGGUGCUGCAGAGACGCUCUACGAGUACUGGAACAAACUAGGUGGCCGUUCCGAGGUGCUGUUUAACAACAAGGAUGGCGAAGACGCGCCAAACGAGGUGUACUAUGCCUUCAAAAUUCUGCGACACGAAAAGAAAAAGCCCGGUGGCUUCCAAUUCGAGGUGCAAUGGAUCGGAUACCCCGAUACGCCCGGCAACACAACCAUGGAGUCCGAGACCAAGCUUAAGAGUGUUGCGCUGCCACUUUUGGAGGAGUACUGGGAAAGUGUUGGUGGACGAGACCAGUUCUUGGCCAAGCGUGGACGGGCGGCCAAGAAAGCCAGGAUCGAGUGAUGCGCGCAUCCCCAGGAACAGAAAAACAUAAGCCUAUGUACAUACCGAUGGCGGAAUGGUCGAGAGGUGUGGUUUGGGGUGUUGCAUGGAUGCGGCAUUGCAGCGGAAUAACCUCAAUGUCCGGCCCCGUGAACCAAUCUGCAUGGAUGACGGUGUUGCAGAGCAAUAACUCCUGUUUGGUUUGCAACAAUGGGACUGGCUGUGUUGUACAUUACAAAGUUGUAUACUUACUUAUCUUGGGGUAUCUGCGCUUGGCCAAAACCAUCCCAGCGUAUUUCAUCUACACCUAGUUGCAUUUAUUAAAAGCAUUGCCUUCUUACGUAGACUGUCCUAUCCCUCAUUUGGCCCAUAUGUGAAUAAACACAAGCUAAGUUGCGCCCGGAUGUUGACGUCC